CCCAGCCUGGAGCCCUGGCAGACCCAGGGGUGCCACACGGCAUGACUCCUGCAGUGUAGACCCGCCCCCAGGCAGCCAGGGCACCCGGGGAAGUCCCAGCCCAGGAUCUUCUCUCUCUCUCUCUCGGCUCUUUCCGCCUGACGCCGCCGCAGUCCCCGCCUUUCGGUUCAAACCCUUCCGAGGCCGAGGAAGGAGCCGAGGGGAGGAGGAAGCCCAGCCCGAGCGGCGGCCCAAGCACUCAGGAUGUCUUCUGGGGACAGAGAUGCACAGGAGGACGAACUCCUUGCUCUGGCGAGUAUUUAUGAGGAAGAUGAAUUCAAGAGAGCUCCGUCAGGGUGGGGAGGAGAGAUCCAAGUUUUAGUAGACCUGCCUGAGGACUUCACACUGUUGUGGCGUGAUGACCAGGCAGAGAAUCUUCAGAACAACAAGUUUGAAUGUACGGUUUCCUUUUUACCUCCAAUUGUGCUGAAUUUUGAAUUUCCAGCAGAUUACCCUUCCAUCUCCCCACCUGCAUUUACCCUCAGCAACAAAUGGCUUUCCCAAGAACAGCUCACUGCCCUUUGCAAACACCUAGACACCUUAUGGGAAGAAAACAGAGGCUCUGUGGUCUUGUUUGCCUGGAUACAGUUCCUCAAGGAAGAAACCCUUGACUAUCUGAACAUUGCCUCCCCAUAUGAGCCAAAGAUAUGUAGAAAAGAACCAGAACAAAAUGGGACAAGCCAAGAGGAUGCUUGCGACGGUGCAGCAGGUGGUGCCUUGGAACAGGAAGAAAGCCUUAAUGGAAGAACUGUGCAAAAUGUUGGGUCUUUGUCUACUUUAAUCAGGGAGAUUCUAGAUUUUGACCAUGCUCACCAAGAGAAGUGCUUCAAUACUAAAAUGCAUGACUGCAAAAUAUGUUUUUCUGAGAAGCUGGGAAGUGAAUGCAUGUACUUUUUGGACUGCAGACAUGUGUACUGCAAGGGUUGCUUAAAGGAUUACUUUGAAAUUCAAAUCAGAGAUGGGCAGGUCCAUUGCCUGAAUUGUCCAGAACCCAAAUGCCUUUCGGUUGCAACUCCAGGGCAGGUCAAAGAGUUAGUGGAAGAGCAACUUUUUGCCCGUUAUGACCGCCUGCUGCUUCAGACCACCUUGGACUUGAUGGCAGACAUGGUAUAUUGCCCACGCCCAGGCUGCCAAACGCCGGUGAUGCAGGAGCCCUCUUGUACUAUGGGCAUCUGUUCCAGUUGCAAUUAUGCAUUCUGCACGUUAUGCAAGAUGACUUAUCAUGGUGUCUCACCAUGUAAAAUCUCUGCAGAGAAGUUGGUGCAGUUGCGGGAUGAGUACCUUGCAGCAGAUGACACUACUAAAAAGUUUUUAGAGCAACGCUAUGGGAAAAGAGUAAUUCAAAAGGCUCUGGAGGAGAUGGAGAGUAAAGAAUGGCUAGAAACCAAUUCAAAAGCAUGCCCUUCUUGUGGAACUCCUAUAGAGAAAUUAGAUGGCUGUAAUAAGAUGACUUGCAGUGUGUGCAAUAGACACUUCUGUUGGUGUUGUAUGGGUUCUCUGUCCAAGACCCGCCCUUAUGAGCACUUUAAUGAUCCAGCCUCCCCAUGCUUCAAUAAGUUAUUUCAAGGUUUAAUGAAUGACAUGGAAGAGGAUAUCUAAUCCUGAUCCAGCAUCCAACGAAACUGAACAAAAACCUAAUUGAAGUAAAUAAAUUAAAUCAAAAAUGCACAUGGGCUCUGUUCAAGGCUGUUUUGUAACUGACAGAGAAGAACUUCAAGAGUCUGAUGGAACUGUUUUCUUGUUUUAUUUGCUGCUCCUGAGCACUCUUGCCAUCAUGGGAUGAUUUAGAUUUUAUAAUUUACACAUUAAACUAAUAUUAACAUUU
This is a messenger RNA of Anolis sagrei ordinatus, 1864 nucleotides long. RefSeq names its product ring finger protein 14 (gene RNF14). Gene Ontology annotation, molecular function: zinc ion binding; ubiquitin conjugating enzyme binding; ubiquitin protein ligase activity. Gene Ontology annotation, biological process: ubiquitin-dependent protein catabolic process; positive regulation of proteasomal ubiquitin-dependent protein catabolic process; protein polyubiquitination. Gene Ontology annotation, cellular component: ubiquitin ligase complex; cytoplasm. The record is from RefSeq and is a predicted model, not a curated record. NCBI's taxonomy places the organism in Eukaryota, Metazoa, Chordata, Lepidosauria, Squamata, Anolidae.